Messenger RNA from Papaver somniferum (opium poppy), 887 nucleotides. RefSeq lists its product as uncharacterized. Bases 21 to 887 code for a protein of 288 amino acids. The transcript has 2 exons. The record is from RefSeq and is a predicted model, not a curated record. Gene Ontology annotation, molecular function: protein binding. Lineage: Eukaryota; Viridiplantae; Streptophyta; Magnoliopsida; Ranunculales; Papaveraceae.
UAUAAUUUUACUCCACCACCAUGUACGCUGCUACAAAAUUAGUUGGUGAUAAUGAUCAUAAUCAUCAAUCUCACGAACAAAUGAUAGAGAUUAAAGAGCUACUUAAGAUGUUGGCAGAGUCUCAAGCUAAGCUAGUGGAAACCCAAGCAAAACAAGCAGAAUUGCAAGCUGACCAAGAAAAAUCUCAAGCUAAAUUAGCAGAAACACAAGCAAAUAUUCAACAACAAAUCAUAGAUAUUUUACGUCCAAGCACUAAUGAUACCGCUGGUAAUAAUAAUCACCAUACACAACAACAAGAUACUGCCAACAAUGCUAGACAAGAGAUCACGCAUGUUCUUAACGUUAAUAAUGAUGGUGAGCAGAAGGAUGGUUGCCGGGCAACAUUUGUUUUUGGAAAAAACAACCACAUAUUCGAAGCACUAAGGGACCGUGACUUGGAAAAGGCCAAGGAGUAUCUUAAGAAAAAUCCCGAAGUGAUCAAUGAGGCCAUCUGUGAAGACUUAUCUACAAUAUUGCAUAAGGCUGUAUAUUUGAACAUCGAGAUAACGUUCUUAAAGGAGAUUGUAGAACUUAUGAAACCGGACAUACUUGAAUAUAAAACAAACUUUCAUUGUGGUGGUGACAAUGCAGUUCAUAUUGCUGCCUUUCGUGGAUAUACCCAAGCUGUUGUCACUAUGGUAAGUAAGAAUUCUAAGUUGGCUCAGAUACGUAAUGACGAUGGAUAUACACCACUAGAAAUAGCCCUGCUUUACGUUACACCUGGACAGAAGGCGAUAGUUGAGUUCCUUUACUCCGUAACGAAAGACGUGGAUCCUAGUCCGUUUUCAGGUAGUGAUGGUGCCAAGUUGCUAUGGUACGCAAUUGAUGCUGAUUUCUAUGGUAGGUAA